This is a messenger RNA of Benincasa hispida (wax gourd), 414 nucleotides long. The record is from RefSeq and is a predicted model, not a curated record. Lineage: Eukaryota; Viridiplantae; Streptophyta; Magnoliopsida; Cucurbitales; Cucurbitaceae.
AUGGCACCGUAUGAGGCACUAUACGGAAGACCAUGUAGGACUUCGAUAUGCUGGAAUGAAGUUGGUGAAAGGAAAUUACUAGGUCCAGAACUUGUGCAACAGACAUCAGAUAAUGUUAAGAUUAUAAGAGAUAAUCUUAAGACAACUCGAGAUAGGAAAAAGUGUUAUGCCGAUAAGCGGAGAAGAGAAUUGGAGUUUGAAGUUGAGUUAUCUCAUAUUUCUGAUGCGUUUCAUGUGGUAAUGCUUAGAAAGUAUGUGCCAGAUCCUACCCAUGUAUUGCCUGAGCAACCAGUACAGUUGAGAGAAAAUUUGUCUUAUGAAGAGGAACCAGUGGAGAUUCUUGAUAGAAAGGAACAUGUCUUAAGGAAUAAGACAAUUCCAUUGGUAAAGGUAAGGACGGGAACAGACCAGUGA